UAUUCACAAUUCUGCCAGCUGGGCGGUUCCUAAUUUUUAAUAUUUAUAUUUAAUUUAAGCAUUUUUAAAAUAAUUGCCAUUGUGUGCCUCAACAACCAAAUUUAAUGUUUGAGUCAGUGCCAGACGCGGCGUGUACAUCAACCUUUACACUAAUUCAAGAGAGGCGAGCCGUGUGCACGCACUAUAUGGCAGAGGCUUCAUCAUGAAGGUGGACGCAGAAGCCAGGGAAGCAGUGCCGGCCUGCAACGUCACCCUGAUUGCUAGUAAUACAGAAUCGCCAGUGUCAUCCCUUGAUGACUGCGGUGUGAGUGAGACAGAGGGUAUACCGACACCUCAGAAGGCGCUACUUGCCAAGCUGGAGGAAGAAAAUAGAAGAAUCGAGGCGGACGCUAAGAGCCCCUCGCUCACAACUGUCCACAGCCGCAAGAGCUCGGACACAUCACAAAUAUCACUGGCCUCUGCCACAAGUUCAAGUCAUGAAGAGGCACGGGUUGCUACAAACGGAGAGGAGGAUCUGUGGGGUUUGUGGGGCAGAUUAGUCAGCAACUGGGAGAAUGAAUGGCGGAGGCGCAACCAGUUUGUGAGGGAUCUGGUGAGGCAGGGAGUGCCUCAUCAUUUCAGAGGGAUUGUAUGGCAGCUGCUGGCUGGCGUCGAUUCGUCGCCGGAGAAGAAGUUGUAUGCGUCUUAUAUUAAGGCCAAAUCAGCUUGUGAAAAGGUGAUUCGACGUGACAUAGCCAGAACGUACCCAGAACACGAUUUCUUUAAGGAAAAGGACGGAUUGGGGCAAGAGUCGCUAUUUAAUGUGAUGAAGGCGUAUUCGCUACAUGACAGAGAAGUUGGCUAUUGUCAAGGAUCUGGAUUCAUAGUAGGAUUACUUUUAAUGCAGAUGCCAGAAGAAGAAGCCUUCGCGGUUUUGGUUAAGAUAAUGCAACAGCAUCGCAUGCGGGACAUGUUCAAACCCAGUAUGGCUGAACUCGGGCUGUGUAUGUUUCAACUGGAGAAUUUAGUUCAGGAACUGCUGCCAGACCUGCACGUUCAUUUUCAAUCACAGAGUUUCAGUACAUCGAUAUACGCUAGCAGCUGGUUCCUGACUUUGUUCACCACGACGCUAUCCCUACCGUUGGCGUGUCGCAUCAUGGACGUGUUCCUCUCGGAAGGUAUCGAGAUCGUUUUCAAGGUCGCACUAGCGAUGCUCACACUCGGCAAGAACGAUCUGCUAUCGCUGGAUAUGGAAAGCAUACUCAAGUAUAUACAGAAGGAGUUACCAGCGAAGGCGGAGGCAGAUCAAGAUGGUUUCAUGAAUCUAGCGUAUUCUAUAAAAGUUAAUCCAAAGAAAAUGAAGAGAUUGGAAAAAGAAUACACUGUUAUUAAGACAAAAGAGCAAGGGGACAUCGCUGUCGUUAGGUGCCUGCGUCAAGAGAAUCGUAUUCUGAAACAGCGUGUGGAGCUUUUGGAGAAGGAGAGCUCUGCGUUGGCUGAGCGUUUGGUUCAAGGUCAGGUGGACAGAGCCGAGGGUGAGGAAGAAACCUUCGCACUGGCGAGAGAAGUGCAAGCCUUGAGGAGGGCCAACGUUGACGCUCAACAAAGACUCGCCGUUGCCCAGGACGAGAUACGAUCGCUGGAGAUGACUAUUGCUGAGAAUAACUCAAGACAAUCAUCACUAGAAGGUACUGAGGGUAAUAACGUUAAAGGUGAGGAGUUAGCUCGUUGUCUUCAAAGAGAGCUGGUGCGGGCCAGACUGGACGCGGCGGAGAGACAGGCUCAAGAAAGGGAACUGAUCGCGAGGAUCGCUGAACUUGAAAACGAAAAUAAGACGCUGAGGAAACAAAGGGUUGACAAUAAUGUGGCACAUUUACAGGACGAGUUGAUCGCCGUUAAACUAAGGGAGGCCGAAGCUAAUUUAUCCUUGAAAGAUCUUCGGCAACGUGUUACAGAACUGUCGGAGGCUUGGCAGAGACAUCUACAAGAACAUAGACAAGAAACUCCAACGCCUCCCGCCCAGUCCAACGUGGUCUCAGAUAUAAUGGCCACCCCCAAGAAACUGUUGCGAGCGUGGGAGGGAAGAUCCACUGAUAUGCAGAAAGUUGAGGAGGAACUUAUGACUGUUAAAAUACGUGAGAUUGAGGCACUCACAGAAUUGAAGGAGCUAAGGUUGAAGGAGAUGGAGCUGCGUACUCAAGUGCAGGUGUCGACGAACCAGCUGCGACGGCAGGACGAAGAGCUGCGACAGCUGCGUGAAGAGCUGGACGCAGCGCUACAGCGGGAACGAGCGCUGGUUACUAGACAGAGGGAGUUCCAGCAUAAAUACGCUGACCUUGAGAGCAAGGCUAAAUACGAAUCCAUGCAAGCGAAUAUUAGAAAUAUGGAGGACGCCCAGAGAAUAGCGGAGCUGGAAACAGAAGUCUCUGAAUAUAAAUUAAAAAACGAGGUAAUGGCUACAGAGGGUGAACUCCGCAGCAAUAUGGAUGACUCGGAGAGAGUUCGGGAAUUACAGGAACAGGUCGCUGAGCUGAAGGCUGAGCAAUUUCUAGCAGGUGAUGAGGUUACAGGCGUGGCGUUCCCGAGUGUACGGGCAAAGUUUUAGCAGAUCUGUCUCCUUAGAGGAAGACUUGGAGGACGAUGAAAAACUCAAACUAACAUUACGCAGGGAGUCAGCCGCUUCGCUCGACAUGAAAAAGACGUAGCCACGCUUGUAGAUAGUCCGUGUUCCAAUUUUAAAUCGACGUCAAGCCCGAAUUGGUAUUGGAUUUCUUUUUUCUUCUUUUCAAUGUGUUUUUUUUUUUAUUGACUUGGAUUUAAAAUUGAACUGUGAUACGGAAGGUAUUUUUGAAUUAGGCUAUGUUUUGAUGAUCUUCAUGAGUGUGCUUAAUGAGUACGUUGUGUUAUGAUUUGAAUGCAAUUUAUUAUUAUAUUGUAGAUAUAUGAUGCUGCUAUAUUUAUAUAAAUAAUUUAUGAAGAUAAAGAAUGUGAUGUCAAGAAAGUUUUCUAUACUCUGGCCAAGUUGAAGUAUACUUAACAGAGAUUACAGUCAAUUUUAACAAUUAAUGAAUAUAUAACGGAAAAAAUGUAUACAAUAUUGCCUCAAAAACUAACAGUCAUAUCUUGACAGGGAUUGCGAAGUAGAAUUUUUAAGUUUUGGCUAUUUGACCAAUUAUGUUAAAAAACUAAAAAAAAACGGUCUAUCUGAAUAUAAAAAGGUAUGUCUGAGAGAAAAUUGAUAGAAAUUGGCCGAAGUAAAGUACUGUAUAAGAAUGUGUUAGACUAUAUUUUAAGUAUAUUUUAUAUCAAACCACAUAUUAUGUGGCACAUAACGAUCUACCCAUUUCAACGUUACAUAACAUACAUUAUUGAUUUUACUUCACAUUAAACUUUUUGUAACUGAAUUCAUUCAAUUCUUUAAUACUUUUCUUCUUUUUCUUUGAAGACUAUUCAAAUGUAAUGAUUCUUUACAUAAUUCGCGCUAAACCCCUUUUCAUCGCCUGUUUCUUUUGUUUUUUUUUUUUAUUCUUUUUUCAAAUUCUCGAUUUCAACCAAUGCUGAUUUUUUAUUAAAUGCUAUUGUAUCACGUAACGUAUUAACGGAAUUGUUAACUUGUAAUUUCAUGGUGACAAUAUUAUAUUUGUCCAAUUAUGACCGAAUUUUAUAGUAUGGCUGCUACGUCAUAGAGUUUAAAACAGUGUAUUAUGGUUUUGCUUAUAUCCCGCACCAUAUAUUUUAAUGUGUUUUUUUUAUUCUAUUAACAACAAUAUAUACUAUAUCGUCUAUGGAUUAAUGUGUAAGACUAAAAAAAUGUACCGAGUACCUCGAAUGGCACUUGUAAAGUAACUUAUUACAGGCGUUUUGUAUAUUUAUAUUAGAAUUUAAUAAAGUAUUUAAGUGAUUACAUGUAGACCACACUUCCAUGUAGAUUUCUUGCUAUUUACUUACUGUUUCAGACCGUAUUAUUUGUGUGCAACUUUAUUAUCACACAAUUAUAAUAAUAAUCUAUUAAAAAAAAAUUAGUGUAUUUUCUAGAAGAUUUUUUUAUUACUAGAUCUACAUCUGUAUAUAUAAUUUAAAUACUAGCUUUAGUCACUCCAUACAGUUCAAUUCUUGAUGCCAAUUCCAAAAUACAAAUAAUAUCUACAAUUAUAUUGGAUGAUUAUUUUUGUAUUAUUUUUAAUUGUUAUAAAGCGUUUUAUACAAUAGUUUUAAAUAAAUUUAAAGCAAUAGCGUUACAAUGCUGUGAAUGUUUUGCAAUAAAUUCGUAACUAUAAACAUUCAGAAAUGUAAAAAUUCAUCUAAUAUUUUUCUUUUUUUUUUUAUUUCGAAAACCAACCAGUACUAACAAAUUUCAUAAAAUAACUUUACAAAUUGAUCUCAAUUAUUGUUUCUUAUAUAUAAAUCUAUAAAGUGAAGUUUAAAAAAAAAUAUUAAACAACUAAUAUAUACCUCUUCAUAAAAUCUAUGAGAUUCAUAAUAGUCUCUAGUUGGAGAUAGUUUUUUUUUUGUUUUUUAAUAUAUAGUUUACUGAAAUAAAUUUUAAAUAAUCUUAUUACCAGUAUUAAAGAUAUCAAAAUUCGUAAAUUUUUUUAUUUUAAAAAUGUACAUAUAAUUUCUUAUUUGUAUUGUAUUAUUAUAACUGACAUUCCAUUUAGUUUUUCUAUAUAUUUAAAUUGUUGCUGUUGUGUGAAUUUUUUUUUUAGUAUUAUAAAAUUAAUAUUGUUUUUCUAAACUGCAUAUGACAAUAGAAUAGGAAUUGUAGAAUAUGAGCUUUAGAUGUCUCAGGUUUUUCGUGAAAAUCUUAACUAUUUAAAAAAACGGUAUCCUCGACCUUUGACUACAACUAAAUUUAUGAGUUUUUAUUUGUACUUAUUUAGAAUAGAUUUAUUAGUAUCUAAAGCGAUAAGCUUAUUUACUCAACAUUUAUAACGUCCCACAGUUUCAAAUAUUUCUUUGCAAUUUCAUAGUAACGGGAUAAAAUUUAUCGAAGAACGUUCGUGCUCUCUAAAUAAAUUCGAAUUGCGCAACCAAAAAAAACAAUUAAACUAUAUUUGUCAAUUAUUACAUAAGCACGAAUUAAUAAAACAGAAUUUUAUUUAUAAAAUUUAUAAUAUGUCACAUGUAAGAUCUGUAUUCACGGCUUCUCCAAACUUUCUGAAUUAAUUUCUUUUAUAUAUUAAUAUAAAUGAAAAUGUUAUGUUUUCAGUUUAAACAAUUUUUAAAUACAUAUAUCGAAUAACGUAUGAUUAAUUGGCAGCUCAUAUUUAUAUAUAGAAUUUAUUGAUAUUCUUAUUUCAAAUGUUACAUACACCUACCUACAACAGUGAAUUAUUUUAUCUGAACAAAAAUUAUUAAAAAAGUUUUUGCGUAAUAUAUUUCAAUUUGUGAUAUUUUAUUAUAGUUCCGUUUUAAAGAUUUAGAAUCGCCUACCAUCUAAUACAUAAAUAAAAAAAUAUAUACAACGCAAAAUAGUGCUGUUCAAACUUCAACGAAAUGCUUUAACUUUUGUAUUAUUUUAUUUUAUAUAUUAAAACCUGAUAUUAAUGAAUCAUCUUCUGUUCUUUUACGUCCUGUACCACUAUUCUUAUAUAAUUUAUUGGACAUUUCACAACAGUAUUUGAUAAUCGAAUGAAUGUAUUGAAAAACUUUUUUCAUUCACUAUCAACCAUCCGUCAUAAACAACUUCGGAAACUCAAGAUAUAUUUAACCAAUUUUAGAAGUAGGAAACACAUAAAGAUAACGAUUUUUUUAUACAUUUAAUAUUUCAAUUAAAUAUUCAACUAUGGCAAUCAGUCAGUGGAUGGAUUCUGCAUUGUUUAUAAUUUUUAAUUUAAUCGUCUAGCUCGGGUCGUGCAUAAUAAAAGGAAAUUAAUUAAAAAUUACUACAUUUAUGAUAUUGUAUUGCCUACUAUGUAGUUGUUUUGUAUAUUUUAUAAUAAUAACAUUAUAUUUGAAAAGAAGUUUUUCUUGAUAUUAUUUAAAAUUAAUUAUUAUUUAUGGCAACCCCUUAUUUAUACGAAUCUUAUUUUGAAUUUUAUAAUAUAUCUUACUUUCUUUUUUAUCCUGUUUGUGAAUAAUAUGCUUACAGCGUAAUAUUUUUUUACAUAUUAUAAUGAUUUUUGUAUUGUAUACUUAUUAGUAACUGUAGAUCUAACUGUAACCUUUAUUCUUAAUAAAUUAAUUUGUUUUGA
Molecule: messenger RNA, 6173 nt
Organism: Danaus plexippus (monarch butterfly)
Lineage: Eukaryota; Metazoa; Arthropoda; Insecta; Lepidoptera; Nymphalidae
Gene: Evi5
Product: ecotropic viral integration site 5 ortholog
Exons: 17
Coding region: 203-2584 (793 amino acids)
Source: RefSeq, a predicted model, not a curated record